GAGGAGGAGGAUUUAAGAUAGGAAACAAAGAAUAUACACAACAAAUAGUUUGAGGAGCAUCAGGGAAGUGUAACUAAGAACUUUUAGAUGAGUAUAUUUAGUUAGAGGCAGAUUUAUGAAGGACAGACUUUGUUAGAGGUCAUUAGGAACUUGACUGAUACCAACCUCCGAACAAUAAGUCUGAAUACAGAUUGUCCUGUGUAGACUGGAGAGAAACGGAUACAAGAGAAGAUGAGGAUGUACUAGAGGCUAGGGGAAACAAAUAUACCAGCUGAGGGAAAUUUAGGGGUAAAUAACAAAUGCUCAGGAUCUGGAUAAAGAAUGAGGCACACUGAAUUUCACAGUGCUGAGCAAAAGUGUGAGCAAUAGAAUUACACAGAACGUAAAAGGUCCCAAAGUAGAACCAGAACUGAGACUGGAGGAGGAAAACAGUGCAGCAGUGAACUAAGAGGAACUACUGUAUGUACAUAGAGACUGGCAGGAAGAGGUGACACAAGAGAGCUGGUCAAAAUAUCCAGUUUAAAAGCAGAGCAAUAAAGAGGCUUGUGAUGCUGGUACAGGAGAGCAACAGAAUGGACAAAAAAUCAGAGAGAAGUGGUGGACCCUUAACAGACGGGAGUUUAGCAGACAAUACCCCGGUUCAGCCAGAACAGCCCGUUAUCCAAACUUCACAGUCUCUCAAAAAUGAGCUAUUUGAACAUAUUAAGGAACUGCAGAAUGAGAUUACUGAAAUAGUAGCGGAUAUUGAUGAUUUUGAACGCUUGGUUAAUAGUCGUAAAACCCAGAGGGAGAAUGAAUUGCUCAGUGCUUGCAGGAAAUUCAACAUGGCUCCAGAAAAGGGUAUCCGCUUGCUUAUUGAGAAGAAAUUUGUCGAGAAGGAUGCCAACCACAUCGCCAGCUUUUUGUUCCAUGGAGAGGGGCUCAGUAAAACAGCAAUAGGGGAGUACCUGGGCGAAAGGGAUGCACUGAAUAUUCAGGUUCUCCAGGCAUUUGUAGAUUGCCAUAACUUCACUAAACUUAAUCUGGUGGAUGCUCUGAGGCAAUUCUUGGGUAGUUUCCGACUCCCAGGAGAGGCUCAAAAAAUUGAUCGGAUGAUGGAAACAUUUUCAGCUCACUACUGUCAGUGUAACCAGGGGACCUUUCAGUCUACAGAUAGCUGCUAUAUAGUGUCCUUCUCAUUAAUUAUCCUAAACACCAGCCUACAUAAUCCAAACAUUAAGGACAGACCUGACCUGCAGCACUUUCUGACUUUACACCGAGGGGUGCAUCCGGGUGGGGAUCUGCCACCAGAGCUUCUUACUGAAAUGUAUGAAAGUUUAAAAAAAGAACCUUUCCAAAUCCCUGAAGAGGAAGAUGCCUGGGAGCUUGCCCAUGCGUUUCACAAGCCUCAGCGGGAGGGAUGGCUUCUUAAAAUAGGUGGUCGUGUAAAAACAUGGAAGAAGAGAUGGUUCAUUCUCAAAGACAACUGCCUGUACUACUUUGAAUGCAUCACGGACAAAGAACCUCUAGGAAUUAUCCCUCUUGAAAACUUAUCAGUAGAAAUCGUGGAAGAUCCUAAGAAACCAAACUGCUUUGAUCUACAUGGGAGAGGACAGACAAUCAAAGCAUGCAAAACACAUGGGGAUGGACGAAUGGUACAGGGGAAUCAUCAGUCAUAUCGCCUUUCUGCACCGAAUCAAGAAGAGAGAGACAAUUGGAUAGAAAGCCUCAAAUCCAGUAUUUCCUGGGAUCCAUUCUAUGAUACAGUCUCUGUUCGAAAGAAGAUAACUGCAAUGAAGAAGUCUCACAAGGAAUAAGGAGGCAUCUGCCUGUAACACUGGAUAUUAGACUCAAGCAGAAUAACACCGUCCUCUUCAUCUGAAACUUGGAUUUAUUGGGUUUCUGCAAAAUAGAGAUACAAAAAAGUGAAUUGUUGGACUGGUCAUGUUUUGAUGAGUAACAGUAACUUCAUCUAAAUGGACCCCUCCCCCUUCAUGCUACAUACAGGAAGAGCAUUUAUGUAAACAGGAAGUGUGUAACCACGUACCCAGGAAAUGUCACUGUACAUUGUACAUAUAUCAAUAUAUGAAGUACUGAACUAAGGAUUUCAUACUCACAGCCACAAACAGGAAAAUCUAGAUAUUGGAUUAAAACUGGCAGAGUUUACAAAAAGACAACUGGGAUUAUGCAGGUUCCAGCUCAGGAAAUGAAUAAAUGAAGACUGCUGCAAUAGUCUUACAAAAACAGAAUAUUUGUUUGUUACUAUUUUAGUUUGAAUAGCACCUCCAUGUUAAUAUCACUUAAAUAUUAAGUGAUGUCAAACCUGUGACUGGACCAGCUUUAAAGGAGAACUAAAGCCUGCUUUUGCACCAGCCCAAGACAACCACAGCCCUUUAGCAGUAAAGAUGUGU
Xenopus laevis (African clawed frog) is the source of this 2390-nucleotide messenger RNA. It is a transcript of the gene cyth4.L, whose product is annotated as cytohesin 4 L homeolog. Bases 549 to 1796 code for a protein of 415 amino acids. The transcript is spliced from 13 exons. Gene Ontology annotation, biological process: regulation of ARF protein signal transduction. Lineage: Eukaryota; Metazoa; Chordata; Amphibia; Anura; Pipidae. Gene Ontology annotation, molecular function: guanyl-nucleotide exchange factor activity. The record is from RefSeq and is a predicted model, not a curated record.